AAUGCAUCACUCAUACACAUGUCUCACCAUUUGUUUUUUUUCAAAUGGAAAUUGAAACACGUUAUAUUUGAAACAUUCUAUGCUACUCACUAUGCCUUUUCCUCAUAGUUUCCAUUCAAAAUUAGUCAAACGUUAGGAACACUUCCACUACUUAAACAAUCCUUAGUUUUCUCUAAACGACUUCACUUUGGUCAACUUGGCAUACUUAUUAUACUCUCAAUUAUAUCUUCUUCCAUCUUUCUUUCUCUUCUCCUCUCCUUCUUCACUCUUGUUUGUUGUUGGUUUUGACAAUUUCUUUGUUUUCUGUUUUUCAAUUCAUGGGCUGCAAAAUUUAACUUUUUUACUUCAUCGGUUGUCUCAAAAAAGUGUUCUUGUGAAGUGGUUUGGUAUUGACAUUUUGGGUUGGUUUUGAGAAUUUCUAUGUUUCCUCUUUUUCAAUUCAUGGGGUGUUAAAUUUACCAUUUUUACUUCAUGGGUUUUCUCAAAAAAGUGUUCUUGUGAAAUAGUUUAAUGAUUGCUAUUUUGAUUAGGUUUACCAUUUAGAGUGUGUUUUUGGAAGAAAAAAAUGGUUUCUUUUCUAAGGAAAUUGAAAACUUCUUAUUCUGUUCCUUCAAUGGAAAUAGAAGAUAGCCUUAGUAACAGCUAUGAAUAUUCAUUUGCUGUUAUAUAUAAUGGUCCUCCUCUUGAUCAUUCAAUUCCUGAAAUUCCUGUUUUCAAAAUUGAUCAAAUUCCAAUUGCACCCAUAGUUCAUGAGAAUGAUAACGAUAAUGAUUUCUCUGUGCCAAUUGGUAAACUUCAUCACAAAAACAAACACAGACAAAAGCAUAAAAAAAACACAUCAGAUUCUACUGUUUAUCCAAAUUUGGAACCUCAUGUAGUUGAAAUUGAACCAUCAAAAAGUGAUUUUGAUGUGAAUGAGAGUAGAACUAGUGAUUUAGCAUCAUCUAGAAUAGUUUGUGAUGUUUCCAUAGAGUCAAGUUCAAACUCUAGUUUUGGUUGUUCUGAGAUUUGUUCAAUAAAUGAAGAUGAUGAACAACACAAUAGUGAUGAAAGUGAAACACUUAGAACAACAAAACAUGUUAAACGUCCUUCUGCGGUCACAUUUCGCGACCCCGAAUCGAAUUACAUGGCAGAAACUGAAAGUUGUGAGUUUAUUUAUUCUCACAAUGUUGGAAGUGGAAGUGUACCUUUGAAGCCACAUGCAAUUAGACCAGGGAAAAAAGGGUCUUGUUAUAAGUGUCUUAGAGGAAAUAGUUUAACUGAGAAAGAGGUUUGUAUUGUUUGUAGUGCAAAGUAUUGUAGAAACUGUGUGAUAAGAGCAAUGGGAUCUAUGCCUCAAGGAAGGAAAUGUGUUGAUUGCAUUGGUUAUGGAAUUGAUGAGAAUAAAAGAAGGAAGCUUGGAAAGUGUUCUAAGAUGCUUAAAAAGUUGUUGUCUGAGACUAUUGUAGAUCAAGUGAUGAAUGAUGAAAGGGUUUGUGAAGCUAAUCAAAUGCCAUCAAAUCUUGUUCAAGUGAACUUGCAACCUCUUAAUAGAGAACAGCUUAAGUUGUUACUUAACUGUAGAAACCCUCCUAAACAGCUUAAACCAGGAUCUUAUUGGUAUGACAAAGCUUCUGGAUUUUGGGGAAAGAUAGGUCAACCACCUUGCCAAAUUAUCAGCCCCCGGUUGGACGUAGGCGGCCGCUUGGACAGAAAUGCAAGCAAUGGAAACACAAACGUCACGAUAAAUGAUCGUGAGAUUACCAAAAAAGAGCUGUUGAUACUAAAGAUGGCAGGAGUACCAUGUGAAGGGACUCCAAACUUUUGGGUGAAUGCUGAUGGAUCAUACCGCGAAGAGGGACAAAAGAACGAUAGAGGGCGCAUAUGGGACAAGAUUGGAACAAAGGUUGCUUGUGCUAUUUUCUCACUGCCAGUUCCCUCAAAAUCUGUGACUUCUAAUGAUGAAGGUGAAACAGCUAACAAACUAAGCCUUUGUAACAAAAAUGUACUACGAAAAUUUCUACUUCUUGGUUCUGUCAAUUCUGGAGCAUGUACUAUAUUUAAACAGGCCAAGCUUCUUUAUAAUGCGCCUUUCUCUGAAAAUGAUCUUCAAAAUAUCAAGUUGGUGAUUCUAAGCAACUUGUUUACGUACCUUGGCAUACUUCUGGAGGGUCGCGAAGAGUUUGAAGAAGAGAUUUUGGUAGAAAAUAGGAAAAGAUGGCCUUCUCAGGAAUCCACUUCAUCUGCAGGGAAUUCUAGUGAACAUGUUGAUACAACACCCUAUUCCAUUGGUCCAAGACUGAAAAAUUUCUCAGAUUGGUUACUGAAAUGCAUGUUGUCUGGUAACUUGGAUGCAAUAUUUCCGGCCGCUAUACGCGAAUAUGGACCAAUGGUAGAGUAUUUGUGGAGGGAUGAGGCUAUUAAGGCGACGUACAAUAGGAGAAAUGAACUAAAAAUGCUACCUAGAAGUGCUAACUAUUUUCUAGACAGGGCUAUUGAAAUUUCAAAGGUAGAUUACCAGCCUUCUGAUAUGGACAUCUUGUAUGCUGAGGGGAUGUCAUUAUCCAACAACCUCACAUCAAUGGAUUUUUCAUUUCCCAAGUCAAGCAGAGAAGAGUGUUUGCAUCCUGAGUAUCAACAUGAUUCUUCUCUAAGAUACCAACUAAUCAGAGUACACCCUACAUGCCUUGGAGAAAAGUGCAAGUGGUUGGAGAUGUUUGAAGACACAGAUGUUGUUUUGUUCUCAGUCUCCUUAACUGACUAUGAUGACUGCAUUAUAGACACCAAAGGAGUUUCCACAAACAAAAUGUUAGCAUCAAAAAACCUAUUUGAAAACAUCAUUGCUCAUCCAACUUUCAAGAAGAAGAAGUUCCUUUUAAUACUAACAAAAUUUGAUCUUCUUGAGGAAAAGAUUGCACAUGUUCCACUAACAAGGUGUGAAUGGUUUUGUGACUUCAAACCAGUUAUAAGUCACAAUCAAAAUAAAUUUGGUAACAGUGGAACCAUGCCUUCAUUAGCUCAAAGUGCUUUUCAAUAUAUUGCUGUCAAGUUUAAGAGAUUGUUCCAUUCUAUUACUGAUAGAAUCCUAUUCGUUUCUUUGGUUACUGGAUUAGAACCCGAUACGAUCGAUGAAGCGCUUAGAUACGGUAGAGAGGUUAUGGAAUGGGAAAACUGGAAUACUUCUAUUAGUAAUGACAAGUCUGAGAAUACUUCAACAAGCCUUGAAGACCCAAGUUCUGCAUAAAGUAAAGGCUUAGAAGACUUCAUGAAUUCACAUAUAGGGGUCAAUAAGUUAUAUAACUCAUUAGGGGGGUUCAUAAAUUUUUUUACUAUAGUUUUACUAGGUUGGUCCUCAAAUAUAUUUAAUUUUGUAUUAGUUUGUUAUUUUUUGUCAGUUCUAAUGUAUAGAAACAUUUAAAGGUGUAUAGAGCAGAGAAAAGAGUUUUUUUUUUUAUCAUCUUUUAUAUAUAUGCUGAACAUUAUUAGGUUUUUAUCUUGAAUAUAAUUUAUCUUUACAAAUAA
This is a messenger RNA of Cicer arietinum (chickpea), 3501 nucleotides long. Its product is annotated as extra-large guanine nucleotide-binding protein 1-like. The record is from RefSeq and is a predicted model, not a curated record. Gene Ontology annotation, molecular function: GTPase activity; guanyl nucleotide binding; G-protein beta/gamma-subunit complex binding. Gene Ontology annotation, biological process: G protein-coupled receptor signaling pathway. Lineage: Eukaryota; Viridiplantae; Streptophyta; Magnoliopsida; Fabales; Fabaceae.